AUGGUGGUUGCGCUGACAAGUCAGCAACUGGCGCGAGCAGGCGGCUUUGAAUGGUUGGCCUUGCCUACAAAAAUGGGAGACUAUCGGAGGGAGCACGAUUGGCGGGACGACAGGGCCCACAAGCGCCGCCGAGAGGACCCGUUGGCAUGCCAUAACUGCGGAGAGAGGGGCCACUUAGCAAAGGACUGCCUGAGCACGCACGGUAAGGAGAUUAAAGACAAGGUCUUGGUCAAGGACCGGCGCUUCAAGCCGCGGGUUAUCGGCACAGGCGGGGGGGUGAUCAAGGGCCUCGAGCAGGAGCUGGGGGUAAGGUUAAAGGUAGAGGACGUGGUUAGGGACGAUCCUGAUCAAGGGUUCUACGUGCGCAUCUCGGGACCCGGCCUGGACGAAGUUUGCAGGGCUGUGACUCGGCUGGAGAAACUAGUGGCGGAGGUCGAAGCAGAGCAGCGCGGGUUCGAGGAGCGCCGCGCGCAGUACCAGCAGCAGUUGACAGACACUCCUGCCGUCCCGGCAACUCUCACCCCGGAAGCAGCCCCGCAGCCGCUUGGAGUGGCGCUCAAUGCGGCCCUCCAGGCCAGCGGAGCGCUCCCCGGGCGGCAGCAGUUCCAGUCCGGGGGGGUGGUGCCCCAGCGGUUUGGCGGGGGGGGUGCGCAGCGCCCGAGCGGGAUGACGAGCCUCCGGCAUGAGUACGCUGCAGCGAUGAAUGCAGGACAGGGUAUCGGAGCUGGUCAGGUCCAAGGGGUGUACGACUACGGCAUGGCGAACCUCAGCCAAGGGGGCGAUCAGAGUGCAAUCCUAGGUCGGACUUCGGAUCAGGGGGCUAGCUUCGGCCAGGGGUUGGCUCCGGAUCCGGGGCCGAGUGUCAUUCAGGGGAUGGCCUCAGGGCUGACUUCUCAUGGAGGGGGAAACUACAACCAGGGGCCUGUUCCGGAUCAAAACGUCACUUACAAUCAGGGGGUUGCUCCGAACUACGCAAUGGCCGGCAACCAGGGGGCGACGCAAAGUCUAGGGGCGAAGGCUGGCCAACGGUUCCAGUUCGAUCAGGCGGGAACAGCUGCGGAGCAGAACAUGGAGAUGAGCCCCGACAGAAAAGAUACGUCAGGUGCAGGGACGCCACCUGUCGCCGUCGGAAGCAUUCAGCAGCCCGCUAACCCCGCUAACCUCGGAAUCCACAGCGUUAGCCCGAAUUACCCCACCGCGCCCGUAGGAAGCGCUGCGAUGAAUGGGCCGGGGCUCGGAGGAGCUGGGUAUCCGGGGACGUUCUUGUACGGAGACGUGCAAAGUUACCCGGAGCAGGGGGCCCAAGGCGGGGGGGCUGCGACGACGCUAGACGAACUAGAGACGCGGAAUAUUGCCGAGUAUCUCGAGUUGGCGAAGCAGCAAAUGUUCGAAGAGGACGAGGAGAUCAACCGGCAUCGACAGCGGAUGCGCGAGAUCCAGGACUACUUCCAGCUGCGCCUCUCGUCGCUCCGGCAAAAGCAGUCGCAGCAGCGGGAAACGUUUCUCAUCCUGGAGACACAGCAGCGCCCUCAACAACAGCUCCAGCAGUUUCAGCCGACCAGGGGAGGGAAUGGAUCUGUGAACCCGCAGCAAAGCCAAGAUAAGCCGCUGAGUCUGGGGCUGUCUGGUCAGUAUGGGCUGGGCAACUCAUCCUGGGGCCCAAAUGCGGACGUUGGGGCUUCUGGAGUCGAGGGAAGGCAAGGUUAUGGGAGUAUCUAGUUCAGGCGGACAGCGAGCUUCGAGUACGGUUGGAAGCUGCAUCUGAGCUACAUCGGGGCAGCCAUAAGACAAAGCAGCGGUAGUCGAGGUCUAUGAUGAGCACUUUAGGGCGAGCCUUGAAAGGCUCUUGCAAUCGCCCUACUUUAAGUAGGUAGCCAUAUCGUAAGUACAAGUGCUCCUGUUAACGAACAACGUUCCUACUAUGCGGAGGUGGUGCAAAUCGAUCAAAUACAGUCUGCAUCAAAUAUCGUUUGAGAACAAAUCAUCGUCCGCAGCCAUACCUUGAAAGUCGCCUCAGUGUUGCAUACCAAUUCAGUCCAAAG
Klebsormidium nitens is the source of this 2042-nucleotide messenger RNA. The record is from the annotation of a GenBank genome assembly. Lineage: Eukaryota; Viridiplantae; Streptophyta; Klebsormidiophyceae; Klebsormidiales; Klebsormidiaceae.